AAGGCGCCAAAUACAAAAAGUUGUCAAAAAAGCACACGUGUGUUUUCUUUGCAUUUUCAACCGUAUUUUCCGACGCAUUUUCUACGAUGUUAUCGAGUUUGAUAACGCAGCAUCACCAGAAGACGAUACUCUUUGUGGAUCGUAUUGGCUUCGAGGAGAAGCACUGGAAAAUCCUUGCAGAACAUCUCCUGGAAGAUUUGGGAGCUAAAACAAUUCACAAGGACUUCCUUGAGAUUACAAAUAACCUGCAGGAUGUGCGGAAAAACAUUGACAUUGGGGAUUUAUUGAAAUUCCCAGAGGAUAGUGUUAGUAUUAUUUUCUCGUCUGUUGCUUCCAUUUCCCGGCAAUACGCCCUGGAGGAUUUCUUCAGAUUAAUCCACAAAUUGCAAUGUUCUCCCUGCGUGAAGCACAUUGUUCUCUAUGCUACGCAAAAGUACAUCAAGGAGGCAUUCAUUGUACCCUUCCUGGAGCACCUAGCUGAGGAAAUUGUAACGCUAGAGGGGAAAAAUUCCAUCAAGAUUGUCACCCGGAAACCCGGAGGUUCUGUGUUGAAGAAAAAUUUGAGAUUCUCAAUUGAAAAUCAUCGAAUCUCCACACGAGAAGAGAAGAAGGAGGAAGCUUCUAAAGUGCCAGAGAAUCCCGUGAAUAUUGACAAUCUCGGAACAUUUAAGAUUUCCCUCAGUGAACAGGAUCUUCUGGCCAGGAAUAAGCUUCUCCUUCCCUUUGAGAAGCAUUUGCUGAAUAAGACAGGAGAUGCUGAAGAGAAGAAAAGCAGCGGAAGUGAAGGAAAAGUCAUUUACUACCCCGAAGCAGAUGAUGACAUCGACGAGGAAGAUCCGGAUGAAGAUUUGGAGCUCUGAAUGGCGCGCUUAGAGUAAGUUCAAAUUGUAAUUUUUGAUAGAAAAAAAUAUAUUUAGGUAAUUUUCUA
This is a messenger RNA of Lutzomyia longipalpis, 928 nucleotides long. RefSeq lists its product as uncharacterized. The transcript is spliced from 3 exons. Bases 87 to 860 code for a protein of 257 amino acids. The record is from RefSeq and is a predicted model, not a curated record. Lineage: Eukaryota; Metazoa; Arthropoda; Insecta; Diptera; Psychodidae. Gene Ontology annotation, cellular component: elongator holoenzyme complex; cytosol; nucleus. Gene Ontology annotation, molecular function: tRNA binding. Gene Ontology annotation, biological process: tRNA wobble uridine modification.